UGUUUCGUCUGCUUCGUCGGGCGUUUGCCGCCAGUUUUGCGCUUGGCGGUUCGACCAGAUCGACUACGAUGGACAACGGCGAAGAUUAUGAGGAAGAUGUGCUGCUCACAACACUUCUGGUGUGCACAGUGAAGUACAAACGGAGGCAGCAGCGUAGAAGACGUUGGUGGGUGAGGCCGUUCCUUCUCGACCGUGAGGAGCACGGCCAAGCUUGUCGUUUGGCGGCCGAAUUGCGCGCUCAUGAUGAGGAGUACUUUCGGGACUACAUCAGGAUGCCUCCGAGCACUUUCGACACCUUGCUCGAGCUGGUCCGCGACAAAAUCACAAAAACAAACACUAACUGGAGGAAAGCCAUCGCGCCCGAACAGCGGCUAAUUGUGACACUCAGGUUCCUUGCUGCUGGACAAUACAUCCGUGGUGCCUCAUUUAACAACUGCAUGGGCCGCUCCACAGUGUGUGGCAUCAUUCAAGAAACUUGCCAAGCCCUCUGGGAUGUCUUGCAGCCACUGUACUUGACAUGUCCACAGCACGCAGAUGAGUGGUUGCAGAUUGCUUCGGAAUUUGAGGAGACCUGGAAUUUCCCACACUGCCUGGGGGCCAUGGAUGGUAAGCAUGUUGUGAUCGAGUGCCCAGGCCGCACAGGCAGCCUCAACUUCAACUAUAAAAAGACGUUCAGCAAGUUGAUGCUUGCCAUCUGUGAUGCCAAGUACAGGUUCCUUUAUGUGGAGAUAGGCCAUCAUGGAAGUGAAAGUGAUGCAGGCAUUUUCAGACGCUCAGAUUUCCUACAAGCUAUUGCUGAAGGCCAACGGCGUCUCCCAACAGCAAGCUGGCUGGGGAGCAGGAAAGUCCCCUACUUCUUUGUCGGGGAUGAAGCAUUUCCCCUGAAGACGUUCGUAAUGCGACCGUUUCCAAGAAAGAAUCUCACAGGAAGACCUCCCAGGGUCUUUAACUAUCGGCUGAGCAGAGCCCGGAGGGUAGUGGAGAACACCUUCGGCAUACUGGCACAGAGGUGGAGGAUACUGCGUCGGCCAUUCGCUGCAAAAGAAGAGACCACGGACAGAAUUGUGGCCGCAUGUGUGGUCCUCCAUAACUUCCUGAUGAAGCACUCUGAAGUGUCUGAAUGCAGCUAUGUGCCCCCUGGAUCUGUGGAUGGGGAAGACUGGGAAGGCGAGCUUGUCAAGGGACAGUGGAGCCAGGCUUACAGUAUUCGGGAGUACUUGUCUAUGUACUUUGAGAUGGAUGGCAAAGUGCCAUGGCAGGACGAGUACCUUGAUAGACACUGAGCUGACACAGGUAUUUCCCCUCACAUCUCUUGAUUAUCAGGAAAAUUACAAGUUUCAUACAUAGUGAUGUCUUGUUAAUACAAACCCCGUUAAUAUAUGGAUACGCCGCUAUAUGUAUAGACAACAAUUUCAA
This is a messenger RNA of Ixodes scapularis (black-legged tick), 1416 nucleotides long. RefSeq lists its product as uncharacterized. The record is from RefSeq and is a predicted model, not a curated record. Lineage: Eukaryota; Metazoa; Arthropoda; Arachnida; Ixodida; Ixodidae. The coding region runs from base 69 to 1283 and encodes 404 amino acids. The transcript has 7 exons.